AUGGCCACAGGUGUAUAAAAUCAAGCUCCUAGGCAUGCAAACUGCUUCUUCAAACAUUUGUGAAACAAUGGAUCACUCUCAGGAGCUCAGUGAAUUCAAACAUGGUACCGUGAUAGGUUGCCAUUUGUGCAAUAAGUCUAUCUGUGAAAUUUCCUUGCCACUAAAUAUUCCACAGUCAACUGUUAGUGGUAUUUUAACAAAGUGGAAGCAGCUGUGAACAACAGCAGCUCCGCCACGAAGUAAUAGACCACGUAAAAUGACAGAGCGGAUCCGCACAGACAUUGCCAGAUGUGUGCAGAGUGAAUAGCUAAGGGCCUCCAAACUUCAUGUGGACUUCAGAUUAGCACAACAACAUAGAGAGCUUCAUGGAAUGGGUUUUUAUGGCCAAGCAACUGCAUCCAAG
Messenger RNA from Staurois parvus, 403 nucleotides. The record is from the annotation of a GenBank genome assembly. NCBI's taxonomy places the organism in Eukaryota, Metazoa, Chordata, Amphibia, Anura, Ranidae.